Messenger RNA from Apis cerana (Asiatic honeybee), 6583 nucleotides. Its product is annotated as sodium-dependent transporter bedraggled. Lineage: Eukaryota; Metazoa; Arthropoda; Insecta; Hymenoptera; Apidae. Gene Ontology annotation, cellular component: plasma membrane. Gene Ontology annotation, biological process: nitrogen compound transport; amino acid import across plasma membrane; sodium ion transmembrane transport. Gene Ontology annotation, molecular function: amino acid:sodium symporter activity; L-amino acid transmembrane transporter activity. The record is from RefSeq and is a predicted model, not a curated record.
AUAAUAAUAAUAAUAAUAAUAAUAAUAAUAAUAAUAAUAAUAAUAUUUACAAUAUAAUUAUUAUUAAGUAUAUUGAAAUAAUUAAGAUUAGUAAUUUGUCAGUUGAUAAAUCUUCAUUUAUUUUAAGACAUCUCAUUUUCACUCUCCCUUGCUAUCUCUUUCCUUUUACUUCCCUUUCUUUCCGCCAUUAGGGUCUACAUAUUCUCUUUCCAAUGGGUAAGCAAGUGAUCACACACACUAGCAUACUGAAGAUCGGCAUACUGAAUUGGUGAAUGCACGCAUCGAACUUUCCUUGCCGUCGUUCGUUCUUUCUUCAGUGCGUGCCUUACGUGAAUAACUUAUUAAUCAAAAUGACUUCAAAUGAAGAUGGUGAUUUGAUCGACCUUGGAAAUGAUAAUUGUGUAUCACAAGUAUCGAUUCAAGAAUCAUCAUCCGAUGAACAAGAACAUCUUCUUGAUGUGUGUCCACCAAAAUUAGAACAAACAUUAUCAUUAACUAGGAAACAAGAACAAAUACAAUGUAUAAAUGACAAUAGUGAUGUAUUAGUCACUUUAGGUCACGAUCAAGUAGUACCUAUUCGUAAAAGAAUUGAUGUCGUUUCAUCUGAUACCAUAAAAAGGGUUCGCGAUAUUACUAGGAACUUAGAACCAGUUAUAAGAAAGACUUGUUCAGAUAUUAAUGAAGAGCAUCAAGAUAUUGUCGAUUAUGAGAGUGUAUCAAAUCAUAAAGAUGAAUAUUAUCCCAUCGAAAAGCCUGAAGAAGAGACAUUUGAGGCACAAGAAAUUAAUAAUGCUUUCAAUUUUCUCACAGAACAUGAUGACAAUGAAGAUCAUGCUGAAGCGAAAUGUAACCGUUAUGAUCAACUUAUAAAUUCACAUGGAUUUAUGUUAUUAACAUGUUCUACUAUAAAAAAUGAACAUUUGUUGAAUUACCAUAAUAAUGAUUGUUCAAAAGUUUUAGAAUGUUGGAAAACCGAUACAGAUGUAAAUAAUUUAGCUUUUGAAUUAUCUUCGGAUAAACUUUCUGAAAAUAUUUCGGAAAAUAUAUCUCAUCCUUUUAGUUAUGAAUUCGGAAUUAAUAAUAUGAAUAUUAUUAAAAAAUGUUCCGAAGAAGAAAUGUUUGUUCAAGCUAAAAAAAGAUCGUUUCAACAUGCACAUCGUAAAUCUUGGACAGAAGGAACUACUUUCAAAAUUGUAACACAGGAUGCAUUCUCACGAUUCGAUAGAUCAAAUAGUUUAAGAGAAUAUAAUUGCUCACAACCAAUUUUCAAUGGUAUUCAUCGACAGUCUAGUUUUAUUUUAAGUUGUUCAAUAAAACAAGAAAUAGAAACAAAUAAAGAAGAUCACGGGGAUGGAUAUUCAGAUUGUUCGGAAGUAGAUUGGUCAUGGCUGGAAGAAGUAGAAUAUCCGCGAGUUACGGAGUCGUUAGCAGUUAGUGUGGUUGACGCGGUUCAGGAAAGCACAAAAGGAAGGAGUGCAUCCCCCACCAAUGAAAUUGCAAAGCGCAGGCGCAAUCACGAGUAUCGCGCUAUCGAAGCGGGUUGUAGUGCCGCGAUGUCUGUUUCUGGAACAGUGAAAUCCCUAGUAAUUGAUAGUUCGCGAUGGUCAACAUCCGAUCCGUUAUCUGAUUGUAACAGACAUGAUCAGAAUGAAAUUAUACAUUGUAACGCAAAUAACGAAAUUACCGAUCAGGAAAUACGUGAAAACUCUACAGUUAAUUCUUGGGUACGGGCUUCAAUGAGACGUUUGCGCCAUUUAAGAUUACCGGAAGAAACCGAACGACAACGAAGCAUUGAUUCGAAUAAUUGCCGCGGAACUAUUGCGUCCGCGCCAAAUUCUUUACCAGAUAUUGCCCUAAUUGCACCAGAAAUAUUAGCUGCCCAAACAAAUGGUACAUCCGGCACUCUUGUAAGGCCAUCAAGUGCUCCUGUUAGAAACACAAAUAAUUCAAAUGUUGCAUUCCAAAGAAGUGAAAGACAAUUUCGAGGAAGUCGAUCGCAAAGAAUAAGAAAUUGUGAAAUUACUUCGAGGCAAAAUAGUGUUUUGUCGUCAACUACGGGCAGUAAUACAACCGUUUCAGGAACUACGACAUAUUCUAGUUCUUUUGGCGGUAUUUCCACAAGUCCACCUUCCAGCACGACAAGUCCACAACGCAUCGCUUCCAGACGAAUAUGUGAAAGGCAAAGAGAUGUUGAUAGAAAUGAAGAUAGAGGAGAGGACGAGGAUGAGGAUGCUAAUCCAUUGGGAAAAUGGCCACAUGCCCUUAGUCCAGCUUUAGCAUGUCUUAGUUGCACCCUUGGUCUUUUUAAUAUAAGUAGAUUUUCUAUUCUCAGUAUACAAUUUGGAGCAAAUUUCAUUGUACAAUUUUUAAUUUUAUCUUUGAUAUUGGGUAUUCCACUUUUGACGUUACAUGUAUGUCUCGGUCAAAGAUUGGCUGCUGGAUCUGUAAAUAUGUGGAAAAUUUCACCUGUUUUUCAGGGUGUUGGAAUAGCUCUUCUAAUUGCACAAGCUUUUAUUGGUAUUUACAGUGUUGUUGGCAUAUCUUGGAUGUUCGUAUACUUUAGAGAUUCGUUCAUAACGAAACAGGAUAAGUAUCGAUGGGCAGAACCAUUUUCUUUAUACAGGGACGAUAAAUCUAUACAAAAUAAUAGUAAUUUGCAUAAAUUAUAUGAAACAGUACCAGAUUAUUUUAGCGGAGUUGUCUUGCAAAGACAUCAUUUAAAUGAAUCAGAUCCUGGUGUUAUAACAUUGAAGUUUCAAUUAGCUUUCAAUUUAGCCGUUGUAUGGAUGAUUGUAUUUGUAUCAUUAAGCAAAGGAUUAAAAUCUUAUGGAAAAGUAGUGUAUGUUUUUACACUAGUACCUGUAUUUGGUACUUUAGUUCUUUGUACAAAAUUGCUCGGUCUUACGCCACCAGGUUCUAUACAUCAACUAUUUCCAGCCACUGUAUGGACCGAAUUUUUUAUUAAUGGUAAAUCGUGGUUAGCUGCAUCUAUUGAAGUUUUUCUUACAUGGGGAUUAUUUGGUGCAGCUGCUAUGCAGAUAGCUGCUCAUAAUAAGCACAAACAUCUAUUACAACGAGAUACGAGUCUUGUAAUUGUAUUAACAAUUGCAGUUCUACUUCUUGCUGCUUUUCUGGCAAAUACUUGUGUGCAAGUUCUCAGACAUCACGGAUAUAUUUAUAUACCUAGUUCAUUUGAAAAAAUAUCGUUAUAUAUGUUUAUGAGACCCGUCAGUCAACCUGCACCAUCAGGAUAUAGUAGUACACCAGAAAGAUUUAUGGCACAUACUUCUUUUAUUGUUGGAGAGCGCGUAACUCGUCCUGGUGCAGACUUUAGCAUUGAAUCUGGUUAUCAAGUUUUAAGAUUAUCAACUGAAUUGGUUCCCGCAACAUUAGCAUUACUAGGUACUGAGCAAGUAUCGCCAUUUUGGGCAAUCCUCUUUUAUUUUAUUCUUAUUCUAUUUGGAAUAGCUCAACAGCUGGCAAUAUGGCAUUGUGUGAUAACUGGUAUUAUGGCAAUCAAUACAAAAAUGAUGAAGUUGUGGGAAACUACUGUUACAUUCUUCAGUUGUGCUUGUGCUUACAUACUAGGUUUACCUAUGGCUACAGAACUGGGCAUACACGUUGUAUAUUAUCUAGAUUAUACAAUCGGAGGUACAUGGUGGAUAAUAAUUUUAUAUUUGGUGCAAGUCGGUGCUGUAUUCGCAGUACGAGGACGUCCACAUAGUGGUGAAGCGGUAGUUGCCGAAUUGUUUCCUCCAACUGGUCGAUGUCUCAGACACUGGGCUGGUCCUCUUCUAUCAUUUACGUGGAAUGUUAUAUUACCUGUUAUACUUAUGGUACUUAGUAUUACGAUAUUUAAAAAUGCUGGAUUUCGAGAACUUUAUUCUUAUCGACGAACUGUUAAAGAAUAUUGGACUAUUUGGGCAAAACAACUCGGAGCUACAAUCCAAUUAAUACCAAUACUAACAAUACCGGCAGUAGCUAUUAUACAAACAUGCCGAUAUCUAAACAACGGUCCACCUGAUAUAUUUGAUAAUAAUCAAGUGGAAAUUAAUAUAAAUCACUGCGAACAAUGCAAUGGUAGAAUUCAAUUGUUAUAUCGACCAUCUUUGGAAUCGGAUGAUCCACGAGAUACGCAAACACAUAUUGCAAAUAAUAUAAAUACUAGCAUUCAUGGUAAUGCUAUUGUACAUGCGACGGCAGAAAUACCAUUUGAAGAUCCGCCACCGAAAUAUACACCUCCUCCAAGUUAUACUACAGCAACUGGCGCAAGGAUAGCAAAAAUGUUGAGGCAAAGUUUUCGAAGAAGUGUACGUCGAAUAGUAAACGUUCUUGGUGAAAGUAGUACUCCGAGACAAAGACCAGCGUUACAGCCUCCACCUCCUGAUUAUGCUACUGUACUUGUAGAAAUGAAUCAAAAUAGACAAACACAAGAUGUAACAAUUCAUAUAACUGAAACAGGAAAUGAGAAUACUAAUUCAAAUAUUCGAAAUAAUGAUACAGAAAGACAUAGGCCUAAUACAAUAGACAGAACAAUGACAAUUAGUGCAAUAGAAAACUCGGAUGUGGUCGGAAGGUCACAUUCGAUACUCGAAACACCUCAUCGAUCAUGUUUGAUUUCAUCGAGCAGUUCAAAUUUAACUGCAGUCGAUGUGGCAAAUUUACUUCGUAGUAGUAUUAGAAGAGGAACUACACGAACGCAGCAUUCUCUACAUAGAAGUUUUUGUCAUGACGAACCAACUGUAGCAGCAUCCGUUGAAAAUCUAGUCGAGGCUGCGGCGCCAAUCGGUGAAGAAUCCUUAGUCCUUCCGAAGGACGUGUCUCUAGUCUCCAAUGAACAGGUUAACAAUAAUAGCGAUGAUAAAAAGACUGCCGAAGAAAUGGAUUAUACCGUUUCCGUGAUAUAGAUAAUAUUUGUCUUUCAAAUUUUCUCACGAAAAAUAAUCUAAAGAUUGUUUAAUUUCUGCUACAUAAUGUUAUUACUGAUGAUAUAGAAUCAUUAUGCACUGUCGACUAGAGACCAGAGAUUUAGUCAUUGCAAGAUUAAAAAUCAGACAUUCUAAUUUAGCAACCAAAUUUAAUAAUAAUGUUGAAAAAUUGUUAAUAUCAUAAUAAAUUUUUCUAUCGAAUUUUUACAUUUGAUCUGCACUCUCAUAUUUUAAUAUUAUAUGAUUCAUAUAUUUCAAUUGUUAUUACGAUUAGCUAUUAUUUAUAUGUUGUCGAUAAUUUCAUAAUCGCUAAAUAGACUAGUACUGAGAAUUAAAUUCUCAGUCAACCAAGUCUAUAUAACAAAUUUUGUUGAAUGUUUAUUAUAAAUUUUUGUAUAAAUUUGAUAUAGAAUGUAUUAUAUUAUUAUAUUUGAUAAUAUUAGCAAAUUAGAUAUAAACAUAAGAAAACCUGUUAAAGUAAAUCUGUUAACUUUUUCCCUAAAUCAUUCAAAACGUAAUAAAAAUCGCCAUAUGAAUUUUAUAUAUAUAUUUUGAUAUUAAAAUGAUAUUCUAAUAUCAUCAAUAAAAUACAAUAAAUUUUAAAUAGUUAUAUACUUUAUUUAAAACUUAAAUGACUAAAGUUACAAAAUGAUCGGUUUCUGAUUAUAUUGUAAAUUUUAUUAUUUUUGAUAACAGAUUAUUAUUAAAGAUCUGUUGCCGAUCUAAUUUUUUUAAUUUUAUCAAUAAAUUAUGCAAAAUCCAAAUUACGAAAACAGAUAUUAUGAAGAUGUUAUAAUAGUUAUGAAUUUAUAAAUUUUUUCAAUUUAUUGUUGAUAUGUUGCUAAUUUGCAGACAAAUGAUUUAUAGAAUAUGAAUUUAAAAAUAUAUUUUUUUAAAACCGGUAAUUAGUCGACAGAGCGAUGAUAUGUUGCUAAUUUGCAGACAAAUGAUUUAUAGAAUAUGAAUUUAAAAAUAUAUUUUUUUAAAACCGGUAAUUAGUCGACAGAGCGAAUAAAUACUCGAUUUUUACUUAAUUAAUUAAUUUAAAUCAUUCAAAGCCGUCAUCCAUAUAAACAAAAUAUCAAGCUAAAGUGAUUUGCAAUCGUUCAAUCAGAAGUAAUCAAUCAUUUAUUUAUUUUUGAUUGAUUGAUCUAAUCAUUAAAAGCUAUUAAUAUAACGCGAUUUAAUAGCUCUUAUCUUUAAUUUAACUCAUUUCGAUAUUCAUUUUUACAUAUUACAUUAUAAAGAAUGGAUAUGUUACUAAUGAUUUUGAUCAUCGAGAAAUUAAUUUUAUUUUUUAGACUGAAUUCAGUAUUUUUUAAUCUUAUUAUUUGACAAAUAAUUGCAUAAUAUUAUAAUUAUUUAUCCUAGCAAUUUUACAAUGUGCAAAUAAAAAUCAGAUAACGAUAAACUUGUUUUGUUACUUAUUAUAAUAAUCUUCGAUUUUAUAUCGUAAUGUCGAAAUUUUUUAAUGUUCAAUCUUCUUUAAACCAUACUAUUUUAGCAUAUUGGCAUUUUUAAUUAAGACUGUACAACUAAUACGUCUAUAAAAUAUGUACAUAUAUACUGCUGCAAUUUUACAAUAAUUUUAUGAUAAUAGUGUAUAUAAUAUUUUAACAAAUCAUAUUAAAAUAAAUUAAGAAUUUUUUCAUUAA